GCCUUCCUGUUGCCUGAGACGCACCGAUAUAUCAAGGCUUUUGAAGAGAAGACUGAGGCUAUAAAUUCACUCGAGGCAAAAGCUGUCCGGCGGACUGAAGACAGAGCAAAAGUCGCCUGUGGAUCGCUCGAGGUGGUUGUCCACUCUCUGCUGCUCAUCGAGAGAGGAGACAAGACGCUAUCUCGCCAAAGCAGCACCAUUGUGGAAACACUGGACUCCACAGCUGCCAAGUUCUCGAACCUCAGUCAGGUAUCAGAGGAACACAUGUGGGAGCUUGGUGUCGAGGCAGGAGAUUGCAUGGAGCUGAAAGACAGCGUCGGGUGCUUUCUCGACAACCUCGAGGCCAAGAUCUCGGAACUAAACAGCUUUGUUCCACACGUUUUUGAUCAAAAGGCUCGACAGGAUCGCCUAGUUGACGAAAGGCGUAGUCGUGAAAAGGCUCUUGCAGAUCACUAUCGGAAUGCUCAAAACGCGUUGGGCAACGUUGGCAAUGUGAUUGCCAACUUUUUUGACCGCGCUGUCAUGCGAAAUGCUAGGCACCGCCUCAAGCUCGCCCACACCGCCCUCGCCGACAACCGGAGGGAGCAAGAGCGGGCACAAAGCAUGAGCAGGGCUUAUUACCAGCUUGCCAUGACUGUGCGGAACCUCAGCGCUGCUAUCUACAGCCUUCAGAUCACUCUGGAGAAGCUCAAACAGGAUAUUGGCGAGAAGUACAGCUACGUGACAGAUAAGCAGAGUGCCGAGACUCGUCUCUGCCGCGGGCUUCUUGAUCUGCGCAACCAGAUUGUGUCUGGGGACUGGACCACCACGCGUGACCAUUCGCUGCAGGUCGUGCUCAAGCUGCUCACCGCUGGCGAUGCUGUGUUUAUUCCCAGACGGCACUACGAGCAAGUCCAGGCACGCAUCAGGGACAGUAUCACGGCCAAGUUGGGGAAUGGGGCAGUACAGAAGCUGAUAGAGAACGUGCCGAUGCAUGUCGAUGGGUCAGAUGCUGCUUUGGAGUAUUGA
Messenger RNA from Podospora anserina S mat+, 1008 nucleotides. RefSeq lists its product as uncharacterized. The annotation marks the transcript as partial. The transcript has 2 exons. Lineage: Eukaryota; Fungi; Ascomycota; Sordariomycetes; Sordariales; Podosporaceae. The record is from RefSeq and is a predicted model, not a curated record.